AUGUGUGUUCUUGACACGUGCAACUACUCCUUGAACGCCAUCGUCAAGAAGCUCCGAAGUGCUUUUCCUGAGCUCUCCAAAGCACCCUUGACUCCAACCAUGGUCGACAAGCGUUUGCGUGUCCUUGAUCAGAACCCUGAAAUCGACUACUUCCGUACCGGUCUCGAGCAUGCCAAUCGAGAAGGUAUAGAGAAGGCUCGCCGUGGAAAGGCCAUCAGCACUGACACGGGCCCUUCUGGCUACGAUACACGCAUUCCUGCCGACCCGAGAGUCUCGACUCUUACCGCUCCUACCUCGACUAUCGACAGCAGCUUCAUGAGCAGCAUACCAAGUCUUCCGGACCUUCCANAAAAGCUGAUUGAAGAUCGUCAUGAGUCUGAGUUCUCGCUCAAGACCACUGCCUCCCCUAUACUAGAAACCGGUGUUACCUCCCGACCCUUCGAGUCUGGUUUUCUGGACUACAGAGCCUCUUCCUCUGAGAAGGACAUGUCGCAGAGAUGA
Aureobasidium uvarum is the source of this 501-nucleotide messenger RNA. Lineage: Eukaryota; Fungi; Ascomycota; Dothideomycetes; Dothideales; Saccotheciaceae. The record is from the annotation of a GenBank genome assembly.